Molecule: messenger RNA, 734 nt
Organism: Moneuplotes crassus
Lineage: Eukaryota; Ciliophora; Spirotrichea; Euplotida; Euplotidae
Source: the annotation of a GenBank genome assembly
UGAACAGUUAUAAUUAAAUUAGAAAUUGUCAGAAAUGUUUGCCGGCAAAGCAGAACUUGCUCUUGGCUGGAAAGAAUUCCUUAAUAGCAAGAUGAUCACCAAAGAUAGCUACGCCACCUCCACAGAUAAUGAGAUGGGCAAUGUAGACCAUAUUGAGAUUGAGUACAGCUUUAGUGAACUUGAUAAGUGGGAUUUCUUAAUCAGAAAAUUGCUGAAGGCGGGAAUUAAGCUUGAGAAUAUUCAUAAGCUAGUUCUGAACGAAUUUUGGAACGAGAGAGAUUUCAAAAAGGUUUACGGCAAACAUUUUGUAAAGAAAAGACAACUCCAAAUCAUCUCCCUGACUUCCCAUCCAAACAUUCAGCUACUUGCACAGAGUUACCGAGUCCUUAUCCCUCUCUAACAUGGCUAUCUCAAAAUCUUCCCUCCGUAAGAUUCUUCAAGCGGGAAGAGCUAUCCCUCAUAUUACCUUCUUUGACUGAAAAAUAAGGUUUUUUAGUUUUGGGCUUUCCAAGAAUUUGAGGUAUGAGACCAGUAGUAUCGAAUUCCACCUCACCAACGACGAAGAUCUAUCCUUCUGGUCUUCCAACCCUGAUGCCAAUAUCUCUCUCCUAAAAGCAAUCUCUGAGACCACUCUCCAAGAAACGCUGGAGGUCCUACAGAUCCCUCCUCCAGAGCUAGGCUCAAUGAUCCCUUACAUGGCCAAAGAGAUGGGACUGGGAAUGGUAAAGUUCUAG